AGACGAAAUUAGUUAAUAUUUAGUUACUUUUGCCGACACAUUGUUCAUUUUAAAGUAUGUAGAUGACCUUGCAAUCUGAAAUACAGAGACGAUAAGUCAAUUAUACCUAUGACACACAUCGAACAGAAUAUCCUGUUCAAUGGAAUAACAAUAGUUAUUAUUAGUCACUUGUUGCUGCAUGCAGAGGUAUUGGGUAUCUUGGAGUAUAGCGAUUCAUGUCCAGGACGCUACGCAGAUUUUGUAUCGACUUACCCAAAUGAUACUGGAGUCUGGUCGUGUGAAAAUGGCGGAACUACAGCUACAAGUAUAUGUAGUCUCGAUUGUACACACCCUCAUUUUCUAAAUCCAUAUCAACCAAACCUCGUAAUAUCGUGUUUUGUAUUAUGGAGCACAAUUACCAAGGAGGUUGUUGAUGCACAGUGGUAUAACUUGAUACCAUAUUGUACACGUUUUACUUGUAGGAUUCCAAUGGUGGAGGGCUUUGGAAAUCCAAUGCACUGUACUGAGGGAACAGUGACUCGAGAAGUCAAGGGGGAGACGACAAAAAAUUAUGGAUACAAUCUUGGAGUAAGGUGUACUAUCCCCUGUCAGGGUGAAUCAUAUUAUACCAAUGAGAUUGAGUGCAGAGAUCGUGGAUAUGUACAUGAAUUAUAUGAUCAACAGGAGUCUGAAUAUGGGAAUUGGGCAAGAGGAGAAUGGCAACCUGUGGAACAGCAGUGCUCUUAUGAUCCAUGUCCUGAUAUGAUGCCAAUGGUUGCGAUUGAAAGUGAUUUAAUUUAUCAAUGCUCCAAGGGUAACCAGCUGUUUUCAGAAUGUACAUUUUCCUGUGAGCAAGCAUUAGGAAAACGUGAAAUAAGUCACACGAAACUUAUUGUUUGCAAAAGGGAUGAGAGUGGAAUGAGUAAUUGGAAUGGUACAGUACCGUCAUGCCAAGAUGCUACUUCAAGCUGUGACCCCAUACCUUUAAAUUACGGCGAAAGAAAAUAUCAUUGCACUAACAGAAAUAACAUUGGCUCAGUAUGUAAUAUACUUUGUGAGACUUUCAGCUACCCUCAUGGACCUCCUUCGAUAGUUUGUACACAUUCAUACGAAGGCUCGAAAUGGAAACCACAAAAUCCACUUUAUGUCAAUGCAAUGCCACGCUGUGAAGAAAUAAAAUGUCCUGAUCCUGCAUCUUUUCAACAUGGAGAUUUAGAUUUUUGUGAUAACACAGAUAUGACAAAACUACAAACCGUCUGCCUUUUUCGAUGCCCUCGUGGUACUCGUGCACUUGAUAAUAAGAAGAUUAGACUCAGGUGCUAUCACACAAUACAAGAACACUAUGAGUUUUUAAAUGAUUUUACUGGAUUUUUUGCACAGUGGACUAUUGAAGAGUACCCAUGUACAAUUGCAUACUGUGAGGAAAUAAGUUCUGAAAGUAUUGGCUCUAUUGGUAGUGUUAUGUGCUCUGGGAAUAAAUUUGGAGAUGAGUGCCUUUUCUUAUGCCCGGGUGGUUAUAAGUUAGAUUCUGAAUUGAGGUGGUCAACAUGUGAUGAUAAGGACCAGACUGCUUUCUGGAAUCCACCUCCUCCAAACUGUAUUCCACUGCCGCCUCCCCCACCACAUCCAGAAGCUGGAGUUCAAACUUUGUAUCCCAGUGUCGUUGGUGAGAUAGACAAAAAGUAUUUAGCUUUCAAGGAGAAUCUUACAUGGAGCAGAGCAAAAGCAUAUUGCAGUGCUAUGUGGGGAGAACUAGCGAUGCCAAAAAAUGAGGCUAUUCACAAUUAUUUGUUGGGAAUGAUAUCAGAUAUGCAUUUACCAGAUGAUCCUCAGCAAGGGGUUUGGAUAGGAAUGAGUGACUCCCAGUCUGAAAGUCAUUGGAAAUUUGUUGAUGGAGAGGAUGUUGAAAAGCCUGCAUCAUUUUUGGAUAUGACUCUAGAUGGAAGACUGAGCAAACCUGCUGCUAAUGUGUCUGUCGGAGAUAGAUGGUUUUUUCUUUGGACUAUGGAUUUCUUUUGUAAUCAAAGUGAAUGUAAAGAAAUUUGUAGUAAACUUGGUGGCACAUUGAUUAAUAUUGUUUCUCAAGAUAUCAAUGAUGCCGUUACAAAAAAACUUUCUAUCAUGUAUAAAAUCUGGGCUGAUGCAGGUGGAAAACUAGAGCUCCCUUAUGGUGCCGGUAAUUGGUUUAUAAACAUUAUACGCAACCCACAAAAUAUGGAUGAGUUCAGACAAGGUGAUGGUCAGCGGGUCUACCUUUUUGAAGACUGGUAUACAAGAAAUGGAUUUCCAAUACCACCAAACAGAGAAGAUUUUGCACCUUUUCAACAUUGGCAGCAGCAUUCAGACCCAGAAGGAUUUUAUAAUGAUGAGCAUUGUGUUGCCAUACAAGAUAAUUCAAAUUGGAUCGAUACUUUAUGUUCCAGAAAACAUCCACCAAUGUGUGAAUUCGGAACAUAUCCCUUUGAGCGUUGGGCGGGUAGAGGAUCUAAAAAACCUGAGCCGAACAAUAACUGGCAAAUAGAAAACUGUGGUGGAUAUCUCGUUAAUCUUGAUCCAGAACCAGCCUGGAAUGAUUUUGACUGUUUGAGAGAAAUGCCGUUUAUUUGUGAAGUAGAUGUGCAUUGCCCUAGUGUGGAAGGAAUUUCUCCAGGAACGGGCUAUUACUGUUAUUUUUCCGAAGCGGACGGAAACCCGCAAUGUAAAUUUUAUUGUGAUCAUGGAUUUCAACUCAAUUCGGAUACUGAUAUUUCUAACUGCAUUGACCCAGAUGGGGAUUUUGAUGGAAUAUGGACUCCAUCGUUUCCAAGCUGUUUUGCUAUAGCAAUAAAGUGUCCGAAAAUUGAUGCAGAAAUACUGUCUUUUGAGACAUAUUUCUCUUGUACUGAUUCAGACAACCUGAACUCUAAUUGUGUAUUCCACUGUGGAUAUAGCACAAGGCUUACAGUUGAUCAUAAUGAGAUUAAAUGUGAGGAUGUUGAUAACGAUCUCAAUGGUGAAUGGAAUUUGUCAAUACCGGAUUGUGUCUACAUCACUUGCCCAACUUUGGAUCCAUCAACUCUAGCACCUGACACUGUUUUUGAUUGCACAAGAUCAAAUAUAUUUGAUUCUGAAUGUACAUUCAGUUGUCCUGAUAGAAGGAAAUUAAAUGUAGAAACCAGUGUUAUAAAAUGUGAAGAUUCUGAUGAUGAUGGGAUAGGAGAGUGGAAUGAUCAAAUACCUGAUUGUAUUGACGUCACCUGUCCAUAUUUAAAUGAAUUUAUAUCAAGCGAUACAAUAGCAAGUUGUUCUAAUGAAAAUAUGAUCGAUUCAUCUUGUACUGUGAGUUGUAAUGAAGGCAUGACAUUGGAUGGUACUGGAUCUGAGACAGUUGUUUGUGAAGAUAAUAAUAAUGAUAAGGUUGGAGAAUGGAGUUCAGCUACAUCAAAUUGUGUUGGAAUACUAUGCCAAAUAAUUUCAAAUUCUGAUUUUUCUGCUGGAACAUCAUUUGACUGCACAAAUAUGAACAAUUUUGGUUCAGUUUGUACAUUUGAAUGUAUUGAUACAAUGAAAUUAACUGGUGGAUUGGACACAAUAGAAUGUGUUGAUUCAAAUGAUGAUGGUGUUGGUGAAUGGAAUAUUGAUGUACCUGAUUGUAUUGAUGUUCUAUGUCCUGAUCUAUCUACUAUUGUAACGAAUGAAACACAAGUAACAUGUACAAAUGGAUUUAUAAAGAAUUCAAAUUGUGAUAUGAGUUGUCCUGAGGGAAUGACAUUGGAUGAAAAUACAGGAUCGGGAUCUGUUAUUUGUGAAGAUAAUGAUGGUGAUGGAGAAGGAGAAUGGAAUGAAUCUGUAGCUAGUUGUAAAGUCAUAACUUGUCCGACCUUGGAUCCAUCAACUCUAGCACCUGAAACUGUUUUUGAUUGUACUGGAACAAAUACAUUUGAUUCUGAAUGUACAUUCAGUUGUCCUGAUAAGAAGAAAUUAAAUGUAGAAACCAGUGUUAUAAAAUGUGAAGAUUCAGAUGAUGAUGGAAUAGGAGAGUGGAAUGCUCAAAUUCCUGACUGUAUUGAUAUCACCUGUCCAUAUUUCAGUGAAUCUAUAUCAAGCGAUACGAUAGCAAGUUGUUCAAAUGAAAAUAUAAUCGAUUCAUCUUGUACUGUAAGUUGUAAUGAAGGCAUGACAUUGGAUGAUACUGGAUCUGAGACAGUUGUCUGUGAAGAUAAUAAUAAUGAUGAGGUCGGAGAGUGGAGUGCAGCUGCAUCAAAUUGUGUUGGAAUACUAUGCCAAUUUUUUACAAAUUCCAAUUUUUCUGUUGGAACAUCAUUUGAUUGCACAAAUAUGAACAAUUUUGGAUCAUCUUGUACAUUUGGAUGUAUUGAUACGAUGAAAUUAACUGGUGGAUUGGACACAAUAGAAUGUGUUGAUUCAAAUGAUGAUGGUGUUGGUGAAUGGAAUAUUGAUGUACCUGAUUGUAUUGAUGUUCUAUGUCCUGAUCUAUCGACUAUUGUAACAAAUGAAACACAAGUGACAUGUACAAAUGGAUUUGUAAAGAAUUCAAAUUGUGAUAUGAGUUGUCCUGAAGGAAUGACAUUGGAUGACAGUACAGGAUCUGGAUCUGUUAUUUGUGAAGAUAAUGAUGGCGAUGGGGAAGGAGAAUGGAAUGAAUCUGCAGCUAGUUGUAAAGUCAUCACUUGUCCAACUUUGGAUCCAUCAACUCUAGCACCUGACACUGUUUUUGAUUGCACUGGAACAAAUACAUUUGAUUCUGAAUGUACAUUCAGUUGUCCUGAUAAGAAGAAAUUAAAUGUUGAAACCGGUGUUAUAAAAUGUGAAGAUUUUGAUGAUGAUGGAGUAGGAGAGUGGACUGCUCAAAUUCCGGACUGUAUUGAUAUCACCUGUUCAUAUUUAAAUGAAUCUAUAUCAAGCAAUACAAUAGCAAGUUGUUCUAAUGAAAAUAUAAUCGAUUCAUCUUGUACCUUAAGUUGUAAUGAAGGCAUGACAUUGGACGGUGCUGGAUCUGAGACAGUUGUUUGUGAAGAUCAUAAUAAUGAUGACUUCGGGGAAUGGAAUUCAGCUGCAUCAAAUUGUACUGAUAUACUCUGUCCAUCUUUCACUAUUUCUAAUUUUACUUCUGGAACAACAUUUGACUGCACAAAUAUAAAUAUCUAUGGUUCUGCAUGUACAUUUGAAUGUACUGAUACAAUGAAAUUAACUGGUGAAAUGGAUACAAUAGAAUGUGUUGAUUCAAAUGAUGAUGGUGUUGGUGAAUGGAAUAUUGAAGUGCCUGAUUGUUUUGAUAUCCUCUGCCCUGAUCUCUCUGCUAUUGUAACGAAUGAAACACAAGUGACAUGUACAAAUGGAUUUAUUAAAAAUUCAAAUUGUGAUAUGAGUUGUCCUGAAGGAAUGACAUUGGAUUACAGUACAGGAUCUGGAUCUGUUAUUUGUGAAGAUAAUGAUGGUGAUGGAGAGGGAGAAUGGAAUGAAACUGCAGCUAGUUGCAAAGUCAUCACUUGUCCAACUUUGGAUCCAUCAACUCUAGCACCUGAAACUGUUUUUGAUUGUACUGGAACAAAUACAUUUGAUUCUGAAUGUACAUUCAGUUGUCCUGAUAAGAAGAAAUUAAAUGUUGAAACCGGUGUUAUAAAAUGUGAAGAUUCUGAUGAUGAUGGAACAGGAGAGUGGAAUGCUCAGAUACCAGAUUGUAUUGAUAUCAUCUGUCCAUAUAUAAAUAAAUCCAUAUCAAGCGAUACAAUAGCAAGUUGUUCAAAUGAAAAUAUAAUCGAUUCAUCUUGUACUGUAAGUUGUAAUGAAGGCAUGACAUUGGAUGGUACUGGAUCUGAGACAGUUGUUUGUGAAGAUAACAAUAAUGAUGAGAUCGGAGAGUGGAAUUCAGCUGCUUCAAAUUGUACUGAAAUACUUUGUCCAGCUUUUACUUUGACUAAUUUUACCGCUGGAACAACAUUUGACUGCACAGAUACAAAUAUUUAUGGUUCUGUGUGUACAUUUGAAUGCAUCAAUACAAUGAAAUUAACUGGUGGGAUGGAUACAAUAGAAUGUGUUGAUUCAAAUGAUGAUGGUGUUGGUGAAUGGAAUAUCGAUGUUCCUGAUUGUAUUGAUAUUCUCUGCCCCGAUCUAUCUACUAUUGUAACAAAUGAAACACAAGUAACAUGUACAAAUGGAUUUGUAAAGAAUUCAAAUUGUGAUAUGAGUUGUCCUGAAGGAAUGACAUUGGAUGGAAGUACGGGAUCAGGAUCUGUUAUUUGUGAAGACAUUGAUGGUGACGGAGAAGGAGAAUGGAAUGAAACUGCAGCUAGUUGCAAAGUCAUCACUUGUCCAACUUUGGAUCCAUCAACUCUAGCACCUGAAACUGUUUUUGAUUGUACUGGAACAAAUACAUUCGAUUCUGAAUGUACAUUCAGUUGUCCCGAUAAGAAGAAAUUAAAUGUAGAAACCGGUGUUAUUAAAUGUGAAGAUUUUGAUGAUGAUGGAGUAGGAGAGUGGAAUGCUCAGAUACCGGAUUGUAUCAAUAUCAUCUGUCCAUAUAUAAAUAAAUCAAUAUCAAGCGAUACAAUAGCAAGUUGUUCAAAUGAAAAUAUAAUCGAUUCAUCUUGUACUGUAAGUUGUAAUGAAGGCAUGACAUUGGAUGGUACUGGAUCUGAGACAGUUGUUUGUGAAGAUAAUAAUAAUGAUGAGGUUGGAGAAUGGAGUUCAGCUGCAUCGAAUUGUACUGAAAUACUUUGUUCAUCAUUUACUAUGUCUAACUUCUCUUCUGGAACAACUUUCAACUGCUCAAAUAUAAAUAUCUAUGAUUCUGUAUGUACAUUUGAAUGUACUGAUACAAUGAAAUUAACUGGUGGAAUAGAUACAAUAGAAUGUGUUGAUUCAAAUAAUGAUGGUGUUGGUGAAUGGAAUAUUGAUGUACCUGAUUGCAUUGAUAUCCUCUGCCCUGAUCUCUCUACUAUUGUAACAAAUGAUACUCAAGUAACAUGUACAAAUGGAUUUAUAAAGAAUUCAAAUUGUGAUAUGAGUUGUCCUGAAGGAAUGACAUUGGAUGAAAAUACAGGAUCUGGUUCUGUUAUUUGUGAAGAUAAUGAUGGUGAUGGAGAAGGAGAAUGGAAUGUAUCUGCAGCUAGUUGUAAAGUCAUAACUUGUCCGACCUUGGAUCCAUCAACUCUAGCACCUGAAACUGUUUUCGAUUGUACUGGAACAAAUACAUUUGAUUCUGAAUGUACAUUCAGUUGUCCUGAUAAGAAGAAAUUAAAUGUAGAAACCAGUGUUAUAAAAUGUGAAGAUUCUAAUGAUGAUGGAGUAGGAGAGUGGGAUGCUCAAAUUCCUGAUUGUAUAGAUAUUAUCUGCUCAUAUUUUAACGAAUCAAUAUCAAACAAUACAACAGCAAGUUGUUCAAAUGAAAAUAUAAUCGAUUCAUCUUGUACUGUAAGUUGUAAUGAAGGAAUGACAUUGGAUGGUACUGGAUCUGAGACAGUUGUUUGUGAAGAUAAUAAUAAUGAUAAGGUCGGAGAAUGGAGUUCAACUGCUUCAAAUUGUACUGAAAUACUUUGUCCGUCUUUUACGAUGUCCAACUUUUCUUCUGGAACAACUUUUAACUGCUCAAAUAGGAAUAUCUAUGCUUCUGUUUGUACUUUUGAUUGUACUGAUACAAUGAAAUUAACUGGUGGACUGGAUACAAUGGAAUGUGUCGAUUCGAAUGAUGAUGGUGUUGGUGAAUGGAAUAUUGAUGUACCUGAUUGUAUCGAUGUUUCAUGUCCUGAUCUAUCUACUAUUGUAACGAAUGAAACACAAGUGACAUGUACAAAUGGAUUUAUUAAAAAAUCAAAUUGUGAUAUGAGUUGUCCUGAAGGAAUGACAUUGGAUGACAGUACAGGAUCUGGAUCUGUUAUUUGUGAAGAUAAUGAUGGUGAUGGAGAAGGAGAAUGGAAUGUUUCUGCAGCUAGUUGUGCAGUUAUCACUUGCCCAGCAAUCAACACAUCAGCUAUCUCAUCAGAAACCAUGUUAUCAUGCACUGAAUCUAAAAAUUUUGGAUCUGAAUGUACAUUUUCAUGUCCUGAGUUCAUGAAAUUAGAUAAUGAUGGUACGGCCAUGCUGACAUGCGAAGAUGCAAAUGAUGACGGUAUUGGAGAAUGGAACACUGAUAUUCCAGAAUGCAUAAAUAUCGUCUGUGAGGCGAUUAAUACAUCUUUAAUUAAUCCCGAACUUGGGGUAUCUUGUUCAUCUGAAAAUCUUGUCAAUUCGGAAUGUCACUUCUCGUGCUCAGUUGGUAAGAAAUUAGAAAAUGGCGAUCCAAUCAUUUCUUGUAAUGAUGAUGAUAAUGAUGGGUUUGGUGAUUGGAAUGGAACUUUUCCCAGCUGUACAGAAAUUCUAUGUCCUUUGCUUGACUCUGAAAACUUUGCCCCUGAGACCAAAUUCAAUUGUACUGAUGAAUUUCAUCGAGGAACACAAUCAUAUGGAGCAGUCUGUGGUUUUGAAUGCUUAGAAGGAAGUAUGCUAAAUUCAAAAUUAGAUCAGGAAAUAAUUCAAUGUGGAGAUACAGAUGGAGAUUUUAAUGGAGAAUGGAAUGGAACAUAUCCUGAUUGUUUUCAAAUCAAAUGCGAGAUAGAAAAUGCAAAUAUAUCAGAAGUGAUUUCAAACUGUACAAAAUCAAAUAAAUACGGAACAGAAUGUCAACUUUCAUGUCCUGAAGGAACUAAAUUAACUGGAGAGACAGAUUCACUCACAUGUCAUGACUCUAACAAAGAUGGUGUCGGUGAAUGGAAUGUGGAAUAUCCUUCUUGUGUUGAUGUUCUCUGCCCUGAUCUUAAGGAGCUCGUAUCUGAUAUCACAAAAGUGAAUUGUACUAAAGAAUAUAAGAAACAUUCAGUUUGUACAUUAAGCUGCUCUACCGGUAAAAGAUUGGAUAAUGAUGGGGGACCAGAAAUGUUGUUAUGUGAAGACAGGGAUGCUGAUGGAUUCGGUGAAUGGAAUAGUACUGAAAUGAGUUGUAUAGAUAUAACAUGCGAAGAGAUUGAUUCAGAUUCAUUGCCAGAAACCAGCUUCGAAUGCAAUGACACUAAUAUUUUUGGAUCAGAAUGUAUUUUUCAAUGUCCAGAUGGAAUGCAAGUACCAAAUGCUAUAUCGGAAAUAUAUUGUGAAGAUUUGGAUAAUGACGAACACGGCAGUUGGAGUGACCCUCUACCAAUUUGUUAUGAUGUUGAAUGUGAUAAAAUUAAAAGGUCAAUGGUGACAGAUGAAACGUUUUAUUCUUGUUCAAACUGGAAAUGUUCAUUUUAUUGUGAUGAUGGUACUACAUUAGUUGGUGGCUCGGAAGUGCUUAUAUGUGAAGAUCCACAUGGAAAUAAAACAGGAAAAUGGAGUGAUGAGGUUCCAAAUUGUCGACCAAUAAACUGCACCGAACUUGAUUUAACUAAUCUGUCGAACGAUACAAAAAUGACAUGCACAAAUUCGUAUCAUGCUGGUUCUGUGUGUUCAUUUAAUUGUCCGCAAGGAAUGAUAUCAAAUAAAGAAUAUAAUGAAAUGAAAUGCCAGGAUUUGGAUGAUGAUGGCGUAGGUGAAUGGGAUGAGAAUGAAAUGCCUAAUUGUAUUCAUAUCUUUUGUGAUGAAAUUAUAUGGAAAAUGGUAGACGAUAAACUUGAUAUUAACUGUUCAAAUACAAACUACUGGGGAUCGGAAUGCUUAUUUACUUGUCCUGACGGAAUGUGGGUUGAUGGAUCCGAUACCAGCAUGACAUGUAAGGAUAAAGAUAAAGAUGGAAAAGGAGAAUGGACAACGGAAAUACCCAAAUGUGAAAGAAUCAAAUGCUUACCUGAAUAUUCGUUUUUACAAAAUGGAAUUGUCAACUGCACUGAUUCAAAUUUUUUUAACUCAACAUGCAAUUAUACAUGUGAUUAUAGUUUUCGAUUGAUUGGUUUGGCACCGGCAUCUUGUUUUGAUGAAAACAAUGAUGGAAUCGGAGAUUGGAAUGCCAGCUUUCCUUUCUGUGAAGAAUAUGUAAUCAUUAUUCCGAGCGAUUGUACUGACUUAACUGAUCCAGCUGAUGGGGAAAUGCAAUGCACUGAUGCAGCCUAUGUUGGUUCUAUAUGUUCUUUUUACUGUAAUAAUGGAUAUGUUUUAUUUGGUCCUGAGGAAAUUGAAUGCUUAGAAAAUGAAGAAGAAGAAGAUGCUUACUUGUGGUCCGAUACUUUUCCUAUCUGCUCAACUUAUUUGGGGGAAUGUUUACCACCAUAUGGAUCCCCUAUUCAUGGUGAUGUAUCUUGCACUGGCAAAUCAUAUGUUACAUCAGUAUGUACAUUUACAUGUAUCGAAGAAUAUCAUGUUGUUGGUAGUAAUGUGGUUACAUGUAACGACAAUGAUUUUGAUAAAAUUGGUGAAUGGAGCGAUGAUGAACCGAUCUGCUUUCCUGAUGUUGUCAAAUGCAAACCAAAGUUAGAAUCACCGGAGUCUGGUACAUUAUCAUGUACAAAUGAAAAUAUCAAAGAUUCUGUUUGUACUUUUGAAUGUGAAACUGGUUAUUAUGUUGCUGGUUCAUCAAGGAAUGAAUGUACUGAUGAUAAUAAUGAUGGGAUUGGAAGAUGGGAGAAGAUGGAACCAACGUGUGAAGUGAUAACUUGUGAUGUGAUUGACCCGAAUAAACUAUCCAGAGAAACCAAUUACUCAUGCACAAAUGAAAAUAUCGGAAACAGCAAAUGUGAUUUUAAUUGUCCUGAUAAAUAUCGACUUCAUAAUGGAGUGGACACAAUAUAUUGUGAAGAUGUUGAUGAAACAAGCAGAGGAAAAUGGAGCGAUGGUAUACCUAAUUGUGUUCCUGUCUCGUGUAAAUUUGAUGAAAAAUCUCUCGAUCCAGACACAAUUUAUGAGUGCACUAAAUCAAAUGAAUUGGAUUCUGUAUGUGACUUCACAUGUCCAUCUGGUAUGAAGCUAACCACAGAACACAAUCAAGUAACAUGCCAAGAUCUAGAUGGAGAUGAUUUUGGAGAUUGGGAUAAAGAAGUUCCCAAUUGCACACCUAUUCUAUGUGAGGAAAUAGAUGAUGACAAAUUAUCACCUGAAACUUCAUAUAGUUGCACUAAACUUAAUCACGGAAAUUCUGAAUGUACUUUCAAUUGUCCGAUCGGAUGGAAAUCAGAUCCUGUUGAAAAUGUAAUCGUCUGUGAAGAUAAUGAUGGAGAUGGAAUUGGGGAAUGGAGUGGUGAAAUACCAAAUUGUAUACCAAUCGUGUGCAUUGCAAUCGAAGUUUUUGAAUUGUCAGAACAAACGACAUUUACAUGUACGAAUGCAAAUCUAGGAAAUUCUGUAUGUUCAUUCGAAUGUCCGGAUAAUAUGCGAUUAGAUGAAGAUAUCGGUAAAAUAACCUGUGUCGAUAAAAAUGGAGAUGGUGAUGGGGAAUGGAGCACAAAAGUACCUAGUUGUGUAUAUACGUGUAGUCCUCCUCUGAAACCUCCAGAAAAUGGCGCCCUCAGUUGCUCAGAUUUGAAUAGGGUAGGAUCAGAUUGUCAAUUUGAAUGUGAUUCGGGACUUGUUUUAUCCCAUGUCAAUCUGGUUACUUGUGGCCUGACUGAAACAGAGGAUGGUGGGGAAUGGGUUGGAAAUGUUCCAGAAUGUGAAGUUUUCAAAUAUUUGUGUCGAGAGAUUGAGAAGUUUGAACUUUCACCCGAGACCGAAUACACUUGUACGGACUCAAAUGAAAAAGAUUCUCGAUGUACAUUCAAGUGUCCAGAAGGUUUAGAACUUGACACAGGUAGAGAUAUCAUUGAUUGUGAAGACAGGAAUAGAGAUGGGAUUGGAGAAUGGAGUUUCCGACCACCAGAAUGUAUUAGAACCUCAUGUGCCAUUUCUGGAACAAAAGUUGAUCAUGGAGAAGCAAUUUGUUCAAAAUUAAACAGUAUUGGAUCUCAGUGCUUAUUCAAUUGUGAUUCAGGAUUUCAACCUGAACCUCCAUAUGAGCUAGUUUGUACUAAGGAAGGAAUAUGGAACUCUUCAACACCUACUUGUGACUCGACAAAUUGUCUUCCUGAUCUCAAAGAUAUGUUUGGACCUGAUGCUUAUUGUCUUGGUGGAAAUUCACCUGGAGCUGAAUGUGAUGUAAAAUGUUCACAUAAAUCACAAAAAUACAGAGAAAACGUCAAAUUUAUUUGUGCAGAUCCAGGUGUUAACGAUGGUGCUGGGUUUUGGGAUAAAGAUCUUCUCUCUUGUGCAGGAUGUGGCGUCGGACUUUUAGAUGUUUUCAUACUAAUAGAUGGAUCACAAAAAUGGGAAUCAUGGUUCUUUUCUGACGCUCGUGAUUGGUUGUCUGGAGCUCUUAACAAAAUUCGUGGAGGUAUCAAUGCUGGAGCUACUUGGAUAUCUAUUGCUGUUUAUGGAAGUAGAGAAAAGAAAUGCAACACUGCGUAUACAAUUCCACAUUUCAAGAUAGAAAUGGAGUUGGAUUAUCGCAACAUGGAGGCUUUGAAAAGAAAAGUAAGAAAAAUUAAACAUGUUGGAGGAUGCUCUCACCUUGGUCGAGCCAUGAUCGAUACAAUGCAGUACAUUGAAGAAAGGCAACGUCCAUAUAUGAUGCCUGUCAUAGUACUUUUACUUGGUGGUGAAGCUGAAGAUGGCACGUAUAUUGCGUUAAACAAAGCAAAUGAAUCUGAUAUCACUAUUCUUGGGAUUGGUGUUGGAGACGAAGCCACUAACUUCUUAGAAAAAAAUUAUAUCAGAUCAUUUACGGCGUCGACAACAGACCAAUUAAAUGAAGUAACGACAACUUUUCUUACAGACUUGAUUAAAAUUGACUGUAAAGAUCAUUCUCUCUGUUCUGGACCUAUAGAUAAUGGCACAGUAACUUGUAUAUUGAAGGAAGAUGGUCCUGCCAGUGAAUUAUGUACAAUUCAUUGUGAUGAUAGUUUUCAAUUAGUUGGGCAAGCAACAGCUCUGUGUGGUGAUAUGAAUGGCGAUGGAAGUGUUGAAUGGAUUUCUCCACCAGGAAGUUGUAUAAGUGUUGUCUGCCCUCCUCUACUACCUGUACCAGAAAUGGAGAUGGACUGCACUAGAGAAAACAGCUUUUCCUCACUUUGUCGUAUCUGGUGUAAAGAUGGUUUCAAUUUGGUUGGUUCAUCCCAGUUAUUUUGUGGAGAUCCACUCGGAAAAGGUGUUGGUCAAUGGAAUGCUCGCAUGCCUAUAUGUGUGGCAGGAUUAUCCUGUCAGCCGGUGCUAUUACCUCCUGCUCACGGAAUAGUGGAAUGCACGAAAAAUAAUUCGUAUGGCUCUGUAUGCCGCUUUGACUGUAAUGAAGGGUAUAUAGUUCAAGGAAGUGCAAUGAUCGUAUGCGUUGAUGCAGGAAAGCAGGGUCAUGUCAAAUGGGAGAAUCCACCUCCGAUCUGCUCAACCUGUUCACAAGGCCUUUGUGCGAGAGAUAUCAUUUUAUUGAUUGAUGGGUCGGGAAGUAUAAAUGAUGAAGAUUUUAUAUUUGCAAAACAAUGGGUUGUUAGAAUGUUUGAAGAUAUGCAGGGAGAAAUUGACAUUGGUGCCACCAGGGUUGGUAUAAUUGAAUACAGUGGAGAAUCAGCUUUCAUGUGUGCAUCUGGUGCUCUGAAUCCAAAAUAUCGGAUUGAAGUAGAACUUGGCCAAUAUCCAUUCCGAUAUCUGAGAGAAACCAUCAUGGAAAUCAGCCAAAUGAAAGGUUGUACUGCUACUGGUAAUGCAAUUACACAAGGCACCAAACAUUUUGAAGCACUCGGUCGUGAUAAUGUUGACAAGAUAUUGGUUAUUUUAACUGAUGGAAGAUCAAAUGAUGAUGUUAAACAGCCAGCAUUAGAAGCCAGACAGGAAGGGAUCAAAAUAGUUGCCAUUGGAAUUGGAUCUUUUAAUCCUGACCAGCUACUGACAAUUACUGGAAAAAUUGUGUUAGCAGAUAGUUUUGACGAAUUGCCAUCACUUCUUGAGGAAGUUCAAGAUGAAAUUAUGUCAGAUUAUAGUUUCGAUUCCAUUGAUGGAAAAGGAAAUUCUGUUCAGUCUUCCUUCAAUUUAUACAUUGGCACUUUGUUGUUGCAUCGAAUUCUAAGUUAUUUCAACUAAGCCAAAACAUAUGAUAGGUCGGAAUGUAACUGAUGAAUUGCAUACCAGAGGAGCUCACUGUGAUCUAUAAAUAAGUAUUCACUACAGAUGGAACAUGUUAAUAGCAAAGAAAGAGUAAUGUUUAUUUAUAAUGAAUCUUUUUUUCUGGAUUUUCACUGGUUCGUUUGUGGUGGAAGUGUUAUAUAUUGAGAUAUUGAAAUUAUAUUUUUAUUAAAAAUUUUGUUUGAACUUUUGUGUACUGGCCAUGCUAGGAUUGAUUUAAGGAAAACCCUUUGUUCAUCUAUCAGCUUAUUCAAAAAUAUUAGCAACAUUCUAUUAGGUCUAGCUGAUGUGAGAUGUGGAUGUAAUAUUCAAGCAUUUAGAAGAUGUGAUUAAAGUGUAGGCAAAUAAUUUGUAGUAUCUUUACGCUGUCGACUAGUAAUCCACCCUGCUUAUUUGAGCUUGCGAGGUUUAUUAUAUGCGUAAACGCAAUGCACCAGUACGGUUAUGCAUUAACAAGUUUAGAGCAUUGACUUUACUCAAGAGAUAAAGAACAGGCAACAAACAAUACGUACUGAAAAGUCUUCCCCUUUAAUUAACCUAAAUGAAACAGCAACAUUUUUGACGAAAUAUCGGCCCUCGGAAAGGAAUUUCAAAAAAUGAAAGCAGUGGCCUUCUGACUACUUUUGGAAAUUAUAGGUUCAUUAGUUGCGGAAAUAAGCUAUUUUCACUCAAUAACAACAACAAUCCUGCAAAACGGCCCGUUUGUAUGUUGUUUAGCGAGUGUAGUUUUAAAUAUCAUUGUUUUUUUGCGGAUUCCGAAGUGAAC
Messenger RNA from Styela clava, 14833 nucleotides. The record is from RefSeq and is a predicted model, not a curated record. Lineage: Eukaryota; Metazoa; Chordata; Ascidiacea; Stolidobranchia; Styelidae.